CAACUGGAAGACCCCUCAUGCUCAGAGGAAAGUGUGGCUGUGGCGCCUCCGACCUCCUGGGCUCCUUGGGAAUGAAGGUCACUGCCGUUCUCGUCAUCGUCAUCUGCCUGAUGGCCCCCACUCACGGCAGCUUCUGGCAGUUUCAGAGGAUGGUCAAACACGUCACGGGGCGGAGCGCCUUCUUCUCAUAUUACGGCUAUGGCUGCUACUGUGGGCUUGGGGGCAAAGGUGUCCCUGUGGAUGACACUGACCGGUGCUGCCGGGCCCACGACUGCUGCUAUGAGAAGCUGAAGGAGGCGGGCUGCCAGCCCGUGCUGAACGGCUACCAGUUCCACAUCGUCAACGGGACGGUGGUCUGCAGAUGUGCCCUUGGUGCUGGUGUCGGCUGCCUCUGCGGACUGAAGGCCUGCGAGUGUGACAAGCAGUCUGUGCACUGCUUCAAAGAGAGCCUGCCCACCUACGAGAGGAACUUCAAGCAGUCCUCCGGCCGGCCCCGCUGCGGCCGGCAUAAACCCCGCUGCUAGGGAGGCCGCGGAGGCUC
Messenger RNA from Otolemur garnettii (small-eared galago), 541 nucleotides. It is a transcript of the gene PLA2G2C, whose product is annotated as phospholipase A2 group IIC. The record is from RefSeq and is a predicted model, not a curated record. Gene Ontology annotation, biological process: fatty acid biosynthetic process; lipid catabolic process; positive regulation of fibroblast proliferation. The transcript is spliced from 4 exons. The coding region runs from base 18 to 524 and encodes 168 amino acids. Gene Ontology annotation, molecular function: signaling receptor binding; phospholipid binding; calcium ion binding. NCBI's taxonomy places the organism in Eukaryota, Metazoa, Chordata, Mammalia, Primates, Galagidae.